Papaver somniferum (opium poppy) is the source of this 1170-nucleotide messenger RNA. RefSeq lists its product as uncharacterized. NCBI's taxonomy places the organism in Eukaryota, Viridiplantae, Streptophyta, Magnoliopsida, Ranunculales, Papaveraceae. The record is from RefSeq and is a predicted model, not a curated record. The transcript has 3 exons. Bases 1 to 1170 code for a protein of 389 amino acids.
AUGUAUGGUUCUAUUGAUUGGAGAUUCAGUUGCUCUUUCUUAACUCUUAUUCCAAAGAAGGAAGACUCUUGUACACCUAAAGACUUUAGACCUCUUAGUCUAAUUAGUAGUGCGUAUAAGAUUAUCUCUAAGCUUCUUGCUGAGAUGUUAAAGAAGGUAAUUCCAGAGUUGAUUUCUGACUUUCAAGGUGCUUUCAUCCAUGAUAAGCAAAUUCUGGAUGGUGUUCUCAUUUCUAAUGAGUGUGUGGAUAGUAGAUUGAAGUCUAAAAAGCCUAUUUAUUGGAUUAGAUGGUGUGUUACUUCUUCUCAUAUUUCCAUUCUGGUAAAUGGUAGUUCAAUUGAGAAGUUUAAGCCUUCUAAGAGUUUGAGACAGGGUGACUCUUUAUCACCAUAUUUGUUCUUGCUGGUUGUGGAAAUUCUCUCCAAAUUGAUUAAUGAUGUUGUGGCUAGAGGUAUUCUUUCUGGAUUUCAGGUUGCUGAUAAGGGUAGUUUGAUUUCUCAUUUGAAGUUUGCAGAUGACACUUUGAUUUUCAUUGAUGCUAAUGUUGUUGAAGUUAGAAGGCUAUUCAUUAUUUUUUCCGUAUUCGAAACUCUUGCUGGCUUAAAGGUGAAUAUGGAGAAAAGCACUAUGAUUAGUAUUGGUGCUGAAGAUGUUAUUGUGAGCAUUGAGAAGAAGAUGAUACAACUUAUGAGGAAUUUUGUAUGGGGUGCAGUGGAAGGCCGUAAGAAACUUAUGUGGGUUGGAUGGAAGAAGAUUUGUAUGCCAAAGACAUACAGUGGACUGGGGAUUAAAAGUUUAAGAAAAACUAACCAAGCUUUAUUGAUUAAGUGGAUUUGGAGGUAUUCUCAAAAGAAAAAUUGUUUAUGGAGGAAGAUUAUGUGCCAGAAGUUCAAGAAAAAUGAAGAGGUGUUAAUGCCUGAUGUGGAUAAUAACUCUCAAUGCAGGAGCCUGUGGAAGAAUUUGGUGAAUAUGGUUCCAAUUAUCCAACGUUUCUCAACUUUCACAGUUAGGAACGGUAAAGGCAUUAGGUUUUAUAAGGAUAAGUGGUUGGACAGGGGUUGUCUGCAUGAGAUUUCCCCGGUGAUUUUCAAAGUUGUUAAAGAGAAGGAUGCGACUAUGCGGAGAUGCUGGGUGAAAAUGGUUGGACUUGCUCUUUUAACAGGCCUUUAA